Molecule: messenger RNA, 1593 nt
Organism: Mobula hypostoma (lesser devil ray)
Lineage: Eukaryota; Metazoa; Chordata; Chondrichthyes; Myliobatiformes; Myliobatidae
Product: leucine rich adaptor protein 1-like
Exons: 2
Coding region: 734-1330 (198 amino acids)
Biological process (GO): positive regulation of canonical NF-kappaB signal transduction
Source: RefSeq, a predicted model, not a curated record
AAUUGGUCUUUGUUUUAGAAUGGCGGUGUCAAGGACUAUUACUGUUAAACGGCAGCUAUGUCAUCGCACGCUGUAAAACCGCCAACACUACAAAAUGAAACUCUUGCGACCGGCCCCGAUCGCGCCUGGCGAUGGAACAACCAGCAAAGAGGGACGCGACAGUUCUUCAUGGAUUACGGUAAAGGGGUUGGUCACUGUGCCCUGGUUUACCUGAAGGUUUGCUCUGUUGCUUCGGGUGGGGAGUUGAGAGAGAGAGAGAGAGAGAGACAGAGAGAGAGAGAGACAGAGAGAGAGAGAAACAGGGAGAGAGAGUGUGAAACGCACAUAUACACAUACACACUCUGCGAGGUCAGCGAGCCUUGCACUGACAACGAGCUGUUUGAAGCGCUCACUCCUAUCUGCCGUCUUCCUCACCGUAUGCCGUUCUAGAAAUGAAUUAAUCCAGAGUUACCGGCAGAAAAAAACAGAUCUGAACACUUGCUGCACUUUUCAAACGUCAAUUUCCCCCAAAUGACAUUCGUCUUCGAAGAAACGAGACAGCAUCGACUUGUCACUUUGCACUGGAGCCCCAAUGAUCCUUGCAAUUGAGAAGUAACUACCUUAACUUUGUUAUCAUCAAUCCCGUGCUGAUGUGUAUUCCUUCCCAACCUCACGAUUGGUUAAAAAUGUUUCAUUUGACGUGUUGCAAUCUAUAACAAUUGCGUUUGAACCAUCAAACAUUCAUUUGGCGAGAAUGGAGGAAUAUGUCCUGCCGGAUUUAAAAGAACUGGAGAUCAAGAUGGGACGUAAGAUUCCUGAAAGCCUGCUACGAUCACUUAGGGAAGACCAGCCAUGCCGCCGCACAGACGAUGAGGUAGCUCUUUCUACCUCGGGAACUUUGAGUAACUGCAACGCGUUGGAGAGAUUGGAAACUAAGAUUCAGAUAUUGAAGCUGGAAAUGGCUUGUCUCAGGGCAAUUGAUGUCAAGCUGAUGCAUCAGUUACUCACCGUCAAUGAAGGUAUUGAAUCCAUCAAAUGGAUGAUGGAGGAGAAGGGAACAUUGGCCAGCAGGGGCAGCAGUUUGGCAAGUAGUACCUACAGCUUGAUGGAAAGCCAGAACACCUCACUGCGAGGCAGCUGGAACAGCUUACAAGAGGGUGGUGAUGGACUUGAUUCAAUUUCUGUGGGGAGUUAUCUAGACACACUGGGUGAUGACCUGCCAGGUCACCGCACACCCUCGGACAUAGAUCCUUUCUCAGAUGAACAUUUGACAAAAGAUUCACUGAAAAGUGAAACUAUCAAUAAAGAAUCCAAAGAGGACUCUGAUGAUGGAUAUUAUUAUUUUGGAUAAGUUACUUGAGACCAAGAAGAUAAUGUCUCUGCAUUAUCUGUGUUAUUGAAUUUUUCUGACUUUAAUGAUGUGAAAUAGUUGAUAUAGAUUUAACAGAGGAAAUGUAUAUUGGAUGACUAAUCUGAUAUCACCUAUCUUAAAGUACUGUCCAUAAUCAGAAUUCACUACUUGAGAUUACGUUGCCAUAGUAACUUCAGUGCAAGGGACAAUGUGAGCAAGUAUAUUUUGAAAUAUUAGAGUAAAGUUUCCGUACAGAAUAACAU